CCUAACCUGAAAACCAAACAUACACAAACAUGGCGUUACCACAAGCAGACAGGAUGCUGUGUCCUCUUCGGCGUUCGCUUUACAUCAUCAUCUUAUGGCUUGUAGGAAUACAUUCGUCAACACUCCAUCUUCACAAUGACGAGCGCUUCAUACCACCCCAACACAGAGGAUAUUUUACAGUAGAUUCAAAUCAGGAUUUAGCAGAUGCAGAUGGAGGGGGCAACGCGACUUCAGCUCUACGACUGGCCGCUCUUGGUGCUGCUGAAGGCGGCUCGGACUACGGCACCCUUCCGCCAAAGCGUUACCGCCGGAGCGCUAGUGAAUCAACCAUGCCGAAGGUGUACGGCCAGGCCAGCUUGAAUGACUCCCAUAACCAAAUGGUUGUCCACUGGGCUGGAGAAAAGAGCAAUGUCAUUGUGGCCUUGGCUCGAGACAGCGUUGGAGCUGUUGGACCCAGAACCAGCUCGGUCUAUGUGUCCUAUGACUACGGGUCCACCUUCACACUUGUCUCUGCAAAAUUCCAGUUGUCUGACGCCAAGGUCAAGAAUGGCAGCACACAGAUCAUCUCUCAGUUUUACCACAGUCCUGCAGAUAACAAGAGGUACCUCUUUGUAGACUCCACCAACAAUUACCUGUGGAACACCUUUGACUUCUGCAAGAGUGUGCAAGGUUUCUCGCUGCCAUUCAAACCAACAGACGUGUUGAUCCACAGCACAAUGCCCAACCUGGUGCUCGGGUAUGAUAGCUCUCAUCCAAACAAGCAGCUGUGGAAGUCAGAUGACUUUGGGGAGACCUGGGUGUUGAUCCAAGAGCAUGUGAAGACCUACUUUUGGGGCGUUGAGCCUUACGACCCCCCCACAACAGUGCUGGUCCAGAGGCAUGAGCCCCAGGGUGUCUCCAUCAUACUCAGCAGUACUGACUUCUUCCAGAGUGAACAGAACCGCAAAGUGAUCUUGGAACAUGUUGACAGCUUCCAGCUCAGGGAAAAGUACAUGUUUGCCACCACCGCAAGGAAAUUGAUUGGCAUUGAACCGUUAUCUGUUCAACUCUGGGUCUCCUACAACCGGCAACCAAUGAAAGCUGCCCAAUUUAGAACCCGACAUCCAAUCACAGAGUAUUACAUCGCUGAUGCUUCUGAAGACCAAGUGUUUGUGUGUGUCAACCACUUGAACAAUCUGACACACUUGUACAUCUCAGACACACAGGGUGUUUCCUUUUCUCUCUCAUUGGAGAAUGUUCUAUAUUACAGUCCAGAGGGUUCCAGAAGCAACACGCUCAUCAGAUAUUUUGCUAAUGAGCCUUUUGCUGAUCUACACCGCGUGGAGGGUCUCAGAGGCGUCUUCAUCGCCACACUUGUCAAUGGGACGGUCAUUGAACGCAACAUGCGGUCAGUCAUUACGUUCGACAAGGGGGGGACAUGGGAGUUGCUUCAGCCACCCACUGCUGACAGUCUGGGAGGGACUGUGGAUUGCCAGCUCAGUAAAGGUUGCUCGCUCCAUCUGGCCCAGCGCUGGAGCCAACUAUUAAAUUUCCAACUCAGGAGAGUUCCUAUUUUAUCCAAGGAGUCUGCACCAGGUCUCAUCAUGGCGACAGGAUCUUAUGGCAGCAAUUUGGCCAACAAACCCAAUGUGUAUGUGUCAAGCAGCGCAGGAGCCCGCUGGCGGGAGGCAUUGGCAGGUCCUCAUUUCUAUACAUGGGGAGACCAUGGUGGUAUUCUGAUGGCUAUUCCACAAGGAGACUCCUGUACUCAUCUCAAGUUCAGCACCAAUGAGGGCGAGACGUGGACCGAAUUUCAAUUCUCUGAUAGACAAGUGUAUGUUUACCAGCUACUAACGGAGCCUGGGGAAAAAAGCACCAUCUUCACCAUUUUUGGAUCCUACGCCCACCAAAGACAUAGUUGGCUCAUUCUGCAGGUCAACACCUCUGAUGUUUUGGGUGUUCCAUGUGCUGAGGCUGACUACAAGCAUUGGUCCCCUUCAGAUGAUCACGGCAACGAAUGUCUUUUGGGCAGGGAGAUAACAUUUAAAAGACGAAUACCACAUGCUACAUGUUUCAACGGCGAGGACUUUGACCGCCCGGUCACUAUGUCAAACUGCUCCUGCUCCCGUCAGGACUAUGAAUGUGACUACGGCUUCAAGCUGAGUGAAGACUUGGCCCUGCAAGUGUGCAUACCUGAUCCAGAGUUUUCUGGUAACCUCCAUGCUCCUCCUGUUCCAUGUCCUGUUGGCACCACCUACCGCCACAGCAAAGGAUACAGAAAGGUACCGGGGGACAGUUGCCGUGGUGGCGACGUUGAAGCCAGACUGGAUGGAGAGAUGCUACCUUGUCCUGUUGGAGAAAGUAACGAGUUCAUCCUGUAUGCUGUGAGGAACUCUAUCCAUCGCUUUGACCUGGCCACUGGUACUGACCAGGUCCUCCCUCUGAUGGGUCUAAAGGAGGCCGUGGCUCUGGACUUUGACUACGAUAAGAACUGCCUCUACUGGGCUGACAUCUUCCUGGAUACCAUACAGCGUCUCUGUCUGAAUGGAAGCACAGGUCAGGAGAUUAUAGUAAGGAAAGACCUGCAAAAUGUGGAGGCCUUGGCUUUUGACCCCAUCAGCAGAUUGCUCUAUUGGGUUGAUGCCGGUGCACAGAGAAUUGAGGUUUCCAAUCCUGAUGGGGAUUUCCGGACCACCCUCCUUAACUCCUCCGUCCUGGAACAUCCACGAGCUCUUAUUCUCCUGCCUGAAGCGGGUUUGAUGUUCUGGACUGACUGGGGAGACACAGCAGCAGGGAUUUACCGUGGUGCAAUGGAUGGAACCAAUGUGUCCUCAAUUGCAUCAGAGGGCGUCCGCUGGCCCAACGGAAUUACCGCUGAUGAUCACUGGCUGUACUGGACUGAGGCCUUCAGUGACCGCAUCGAGAGGGCUGACUUCAAUGGAGGCCAACGACACAUUCUCUUUGAGGAGUUGCCCCACCCAUAUGCCAUCGCUGUCUUCAAGAAUGACUUGUAUUGGGACGACUGGUCCAGAAUGGGCAUCUUCAAAGCUCCGAAAAGUGGUGGCCAGAGUAAUGAGCUAAUUGUUGGCCGACUGACUGGUGUCAUGGACCUCAAGAUUUUUUAUAAAGGCAAGAACAGAGGUCACAAUGCCUGUGCAGACCAGCCAUGCACACUAUUGUGUCUGCCUCAGCCUGGCUCUAGACACACCUGCAUUUGCCCAGAAGACACACCAACUACCACCUUGCCUGAUGGACAGCUGCAAUGCCAAUGCCCCACAGGAUACCAGCUUCAAAACAAAACUUGCGUUAAAACUGAGCUAAGCUGUUCCGCCAAUCAGUAUCGCUGCUCGAAUGGCCGUUGUAUUAGUAAUAUCUGGAAGUGUGACAGUGACGACGACUGUGGGGACAUGAGUGAUGAACAGGAGUGUCCAACUACAACCUGUGACCCAAUCAACCAAUUCCGCUGCGUCCUCUCCGGUUCAUGCAUUCCCUUGGCUUUCCAAUGUGACCACGAAGAUGACUGUGGAGACAACAGUGAUGAAGAAAAUUGUGAUUCUCACGUGUGUGGUACUGGGGAGUUUACAUGUGCACGGGGUGUUUGCAUCCGUGACGCCUGGCGUUGUGAUGGAGACAACGACUGCAGAGACUGGUCAGAUGAGGCUAACUGCACAGCUGCCCAACAUACAUGUGAAUCCAGUAGUUUCCAGUGUCAUACGGGCCACUGCAUACCACAGCGCUGGACGUGCGACGGUGACAAUGACUGCCAGGACAGCUCAGAUGAAGACCCUCAUUACUGUGAGGGAAACAAAUGCAAAGGCUUCCUCUGCGCCAAUGACACUUGCUUGCCAAUCACUUCCCACUGUAAUGGCGUGAAGGAGUGUCCAGAUGGUGCUGAUGAGGAAUUCUGUGACCCCUUGUGUACUCGCUACAUGGAGUUUGUAUGCAAGAACCGAGCCCAGUGUCUCUUUCAGUCCAUGGUAUGUGAUGGUGUCAAACACUGUGAAGAUGGGUCUGAUGAGGAUCCAGAUUAUGCCAAAUGUGCCACUCCAACAGAGUUCGGAAAAGUAUGUGAUGCAUACACCUUCCAGUGUGCCAACGGAGUGUGUGUGAGCCUGGAGUGGAAAUGUGAUGGCAUGGACGACUGUGGUGACUACUCUGAUGAAGCCAACUGUGCUGCUCCCACUGAGGUACCUGGUUGCUCGAGGUACUUCCAGUUUGAAUGUAAAAGUGGACGCUGCAUCCCAACAUGGUGGAAGUGUGAUGAUGAAAACGAUUGUGGGGACUGGUCGGAUGAAUCGGAGUGCACAGGUGGAGCAGUUCCUCACACCGUGUCCCCUGGUCCAUUGACCUGCGCCCCCAACCGCUUCCACUGUGGCACCGGAGCUUGUAUCAUCAACAGUUGGGUUUGUGACGGCUAUGCAGACUGUCAAGAUGGCAGUGAUGAGCUGGGAUGUCCCUCAGUUAAUGACACUGUGACACAGAUGCCAAUUUCCACCCAGGCGCCCUCCUCCCAUGGGGGAUGUAAUAAGGAUCAGUUUCGUUGUCGCCAUCCACAUCUCUGCAUCCCCGACUGGCAGCGUUGCGACGGCAAGAUUCACUGUCGGGAUGCCUCCGACGAAGCCAACUGUCCCACCCGCGGGCCAUUGCUCUGUGUAAACGCGACCCGCUGCGCUGAUGGGGAAGCCUGUGUGCUGGACGAAGAGCGGUGUGACGGCUUUUUAGACUGUUCUGACCACAGCGAUGAGGACAACUGCACUUCUGAUACUCUGGCCUUUAAAGUCCAGAAUCUUCAGUGGAAUCCAGACUUCUCGGGGGCCAUCACUCUCACAUGGUCUCAUCCUAAAAAGCUUCCUCUGGACUCCUGCUACUACCUCAUCUACUACAGGCUUAUAGGGACCCAACAGUGGACCAUCAUGGACACUCACAGUAACAAGAUGAGCUACAAACUUACUGUUCUGAGACCAGACACCACCUAUCAAGUCAAGGUUCUCACACAGUGUCUCAGCAAGCUUCACAAGACCAAUGAGAUGAUUACCAUCAGAACGCCAGAAGGAUUGCCUGAGGCUCCCAGGAACCUGCAGCUGUCUUGUGAUAAUAGUAAGGAUGGUACAGUUGAUGUUUCCUGGAGUGCCCCUGACAAAGGAAACGGCCUCGUUCGAGAGUAUAUCGUUGAGUACAGUGAACAAACAGCGAUGGACUGGACAUCGCAGAGAAGUGCCACGACGAGCGCCGAGGUGAAGGAGCUGCAGCCAGACAUGCAGUACAAGUUCAGAGUGGCAGCUGUGACCAGCCGAGGUUUAGGAAGCUGGACUGAAAUCAAAUCGAUUACUCCCUUGAAAGCUCUACCUCCUCCUUCUGUGAUUGUCGACAGCAUCACUGCGGAGUCCAUGAGCCUCUCAUUCAGCCUGAAUUCCCAGUAUGAAGUGGAACAGUACAUCGUGAUUCUGUCCUGGCAGUUUGACUCGCACAUGAAGGAGAGCAAGAACUAUACUGUCAAGCAGAAAAUCCUCAGAGCGAUGAACCUGACAGCAGGGACAGUGUAUGAGGUGGCUGUGUGGGCUCAGACCAGAAUAGGAGACAGUGCAACAGCCUUGUCUCAUCAUCAGACUCCUGGCAUCCAGCCAGAUCAGCCCCUCCUCAAAGCCCGAGCCCUCAACCAAACUUCUGUGGACUGCAGCUGGACCAUCACCAAUGCUGCACAGGUGUACGGUGUGUUUUAUGCUACAUCCUUCCUGGAGUUGUACCAUAGUCCUUAUCAAAUCCGCACCACUCUUACCAAUCUGACGUUGACUGUGAACAGUGGCGAACAGUAUCUUUUUCUGGUACGGGCUGUCUCUCCCUACUUGGGUCCUCCAUCGGAGCAUGUUGUGGUCAAAAUGAUUCCCAAUGAACGGCUACCACCCAGGAAUCUCCAUUGUGUGAAUAUAGACAAGACAGAGGUCACACUUAAGUGGCAGCCACCAUAUGAUACACCAAAUACUUCUCUGACAUAUGCAGUCCAUGUAUGGGAUGCCAUCCGCAAGGUGGAGCGGGACUACAAAGUAGCUUCCCAGAACAACACAGCGGAGUACCAGUUGAAAGGCCUGGAGCCCGGAGGACGUUACAGCAUCUCAGUCCGUCUCCGCAACAUGAGCAAGGAAGCCAGCUUCACUCUCAGCACAGUUCCACUUCCAGCUCCUGAGGCCUUGAAGAUACUGACUGAGAAUGACCACGUAUUCUUGCUCUGGAAGAGCCUAGCAGUCAAAGAGAAGAAUUUCAAUGAGAGCAGGGGUUAUGAGGUGCACGUGUACGACAGUUUGACCAACAAGACGACUUUCCUGGGAAAUACUCUCGAGACCUACUUCCGCAUCAGCAGCCUGCAGAUUGGACACAACUACACGUUCUAUGUCCAAGCGCGCUGCUUGCUCAACAGCCAACUGUGUGGCGAGCCCGCAGUGCUGCUGUAUAAUCAACUUAGAGCAGGAGCAAGUGAGGCCUCGGCAAGUGAAGGCCACUCUGAGGACAUGGCGGCAGUCGUGGUUCCAGUCCUCUUCUUGCUGCUGCUGGGAGUAUGUGGCGGUUUGGUGAUACUCUACCUCAGACACCGUCGACUACAAAACAAUUUUACCGCCUUCGCCAACUCCCACUAUAACUCACGCCUAGGCUCUGCCAUCUUCUCCUCUGGGGAUGAAUUAGUGGAUGAUGACGAAGAUGCGCCCAUGAUUAGCGGCUUCUCAGACGACGUUCCCAUGGUCAUUGCGUAGCGCAGCUUCUCUCCUUUUACGUACUUCUCUUCUCCCCUCCUUGACAGGAAGCCACCUAAUUCGAAAGAAACAUGAAGAAAUGAGAGAUAGAGAUAUUUUUCAAAUCUACAAUGCACUUUUUUGGAUGCGCAAUAACUUAUUUUUUAUAAGAAAAGAAUAUAUGGAGGUUGUGUUGGACACUGAGGCAUACUGUGAAGAAUUUAGCGUUUGUUGAGUACGACGUGAAACGACAAACCCGUUUUGAGUGGUCCAUUGCUUAAAGCCAAAAUAAGCAUCCAGAGACUUAAAUAUAGAAUGCAAAAAAACAACAACAUACAAAUGCACAUAUAAAACAAAAACACGAGUCGCAUAAAAAAAUAGAAGAAUACAAAAAAGGCAAAUGUAUGUUUAGACAUCAACAUAUCGCAGCAAACACAUCCCGUAUGAGCGAAUCAGAAUAGUCAGCUGUCAAUCAAGUAUCAUCUGUAGAUUUUGAAUUGUCUUUGAUUUGGGAACGAGCUGAAUGUUAAACAUUAUAAAACAACAUUCUAGAGACUGCUUUGUUACAUCGAUAAACUGGUUUUGUUUCGAUUUUCCACCACCAGCACACUGUUGUAUGUUUAUAUGUUGACACGUGCCAAAAUGAUUGGAUAAUUCCAAGCUUUGGGAGGUUGAAUUUCCCUUUUAAGCAUCACCUGAAUUCAUUAGAGCUAUCUGUAAAUAUUGGCUUUUAAUACAUCCUAUCUUUGUAAUGCUGCACCAUAUUAUUUUGUAAAAUAUACUGUAUAUUUUGAUUUUUCUAAAACUAGUCAAAGUGAUCAUCCCCAGCCUUUUUGCCAUAAAUGUAGUCGCCGCGUUUGGAGUUCUCAGGGAAUUGUUUUGGGUACCAGCGAAGCACCACCGUCAUCAUCUUCACGGGUUAGGUCCACCCUGCUCUUUAAAUGGUAAUGGAUCACUUGGCGGGUUAUAAUGCAGAUAGUAGCCGAGGAAUAGAUAAGUAGCUGCUGUUAGGAUUCACAUUCAGAGUUUGAAUGAAGAUUUUACUGAGCAACCACACUCCCCAGAUCAGAUAGUCCGCAUGGCUUAAUACUAACAUUGUUUGUUUUUUUUAAACAUUUUUAAAGACCAUGUGUAUACAAGCUCUUUGUCGCACAUCCCUAAACGUGUCCGCAUUGAAAAUGAAGUCACUCAUGUCACCUACCUCCCACUUACCCGUCCCCCGAUUGUAUGUAUGGUAGUCUUUUAACUGAAAAGUUGUGUGUAGCCUCUGAGUUUGAGCCGUUGGGUCCUCUGCUUGAUUUUGACUUGUUGUUCUUUUUAAGAAGUCUUCAUGAAUGUAUUUCGUAAUCAUCUCAUUCUUCCCUCACUAUCUGUGACUUUUAUGUGAUUGAUUCUUCAUUCUUAUUACAGUGGGUCUGUAAGAAACCAUUCCACAGUGGUCAGCACAUGCUCUUUAUUUGUUUGUGUCUUUUUGUGCAGAAAUGCUUCGAGGUACUGCUUCCUCUUUUUUUUUUUUGGGCUUUUUGGAUUGCGUUCCACGGCUUUUUGUGUAGUCUUGGCCUUAACUUUAUUUUUUGUUUUUUUCUGGCAAUGGUUGUUUGCUCUCUACAAUUUUUUCUUUUUUCAAUUUAAUGUAAUUUUUGUUUGCGUUUGACCACAUAAUGCCUUAUAAGACUCAUCAGGUGUCUGUAUAAUGAAUGAUAGAAAACAAUGUUGCACCUAUAUACAUACACUGUCACAUUAGGAUGAUGCUAUUUCUUGGGCAUUUGUUCAGUUUUGUCAAAUCACUGCUUUUUUCCAAUUUACUUUUGGGGGUACUUUUAAGCAACUUUUAAAACUCAUGUACAAAGUGUAAUUAUUGUUUUUGGCCAUUUGCGCCCCACUUGUCUUUGUCAACGUUUGCUUCAAAAUGUUGUUUGGCAUGGAAAUCUGGCCUUGGCCAUUUUUGAUGAUAUUGAUGUCUUGUUUGCUUACUCAGAGGUUGCAAAAAAAAAAAAAAAAGGUUAAGAAACAGUGUGAGGUGUUUUCAAAAACCACUUAUGCUGAAAUAAAGGUGAUUAAAAUUCCA
Molecule: messenger RNA, 8769 nt
Organism: Syngnathus typhle (broad-nosed pipefish)
Lineage: Eukaryota; Metazoa; Chordata; Actinopteri; Syngnathiformes; Syngnathidae
Gene: sorl1
Product: sortilin-related receptor, L(DLR class) A repeats containing
Exons: 48
Coding region: 30-6722 (2230 amino acids)
Biological process (GO): protein targeting to lysosome; protein retention in Golgi apparatus; post-Golgi vesicle-mediated transport
Cellular component (GO): membrane; Golgi apparatus
Molecular function (GO): protein binding
Source: RefSeq, a predicted model, not a curated record